AUGUCUUUUGAUAUCAAUUGGAGUACAUUGGAAUCUGAUAAUAGACUAAAUGAUGUCAUUAGGAAACAUUUAAAUUCAUAUUUACAGAAUUCGCAACUACCAAGCUACGUCAGCAAUCUUAGAGUACUAGAUUUCGAACUGGGAAAAGUUGGUCCUGCUAUAACACUGAAAGAAAUAACAGAUCCCCUAGAUGAGUUUUAUGAUUCAAUUAGGGAGGACGCCUAUGAAGAGACAGAGGAAAAUAAUAACGACAAAGACGUUACUGAACAUUUUGGUACUGAGCAUACUGUAGCUGAUCACCAGGCACCUAAGGAUGAUUCUGAGCCACUUGUAGUCAUGCCAUCUCCCAACGAUAUACAAUUUUUGCUAGAAGUUGAGUACAAGGGCGACCUACUCGUCACAAUUGGUGCUGACCUUGUACUGAAUUAUCCUGUGGAAAAAUUUAUGACUUUGCCAGUAAAACUUUCCAUUAGCGAUAUCGGUCUCCACUCCCUUUGCAUUGCAGCAUAUUUAUCAAAGCAACUAUUUUUUAGUUUUCUGUGUGACGUUAGUGAUCCUGCACUAGAUGACAAUCAAACUGUUUUGGAUCCGAAGGGACCAAUCCUAGCAGCUACUAAGCCAUUGGAGCGAAUAUCUAUUGUGAGAAGUAUGAAGAUCGAAACAGAAAUAGGGGAACAGUAUCAGGGGCAGGGCUCGGUAUUAAGAAGUGUUGGAGAACUAGAACAGUUUUUGUUUACGAUAUUCAAAGAUUUUUUAAGAAAGGAAUUAGCAUGGCCAAGUUGGAUCAAUCUGGAUUUCAACGAAGAUGAUGAGUAA
This is a messenger RNA of Saccharomyces paradoxus, 816 nucleotides long. It is a transcript of the gene MDM12, whose product is annotated as ERMES complex subunit MDM12. Lineage: Eukaryota; Fungi; Ascomycota; Saccharomycetes; Saccharomycetales; Saccharomycetaceae. The transcript has a single exon. Gene Ontology annotation, biological process: phospholipid transport; mitochondrion organization. Gene Ontology annotation, cellular component: ERMES complex. The record is from RefSeq and is a predicted model, not a curated record. Bases 1 to 816 code for a protein of 271 amino acids. Gene Ontology annotation, molecular function: lipid binding.